AUGCUAUCCAGCCAGAUGAAAGGCUCCGAAUUGAGCCCGGAAAAGAAGAAGCCGGCCCGGAGGCCAGCGAGGGGACUCGGCGAGGCGGGGAAUGGCCGGGCCCUGCCCGGGGCUGAGGCGCCCCGACGGCUCCCGGGCAGAAGCGGGACCCGCUGCGGUGGACCAGCCCCCGGUUCAUCAGACUUCACAUGUGCUAGCAAUCACCAGCAGGCUGCAUUGGAGAAUCCCACCGUGUCAGGCAACGUAAGCUCAAGGCCCCGUGAUUACGUGCCUAACAAACGUCCAGGAGCAGACAGCUUAGCUGCCGGGUCAGUGUUAGACUCGGAGUGCAUGUCCUCCAGCCAGCCGACUGCCAGCACAGAGCGCGUGGUACGCUAUCACCAAGCUGGUUCAACUUCUCACCCUGUCUUUCACGUCCUGCAGGAUUUUCCUACAGAUGUUGCAGCACGAAGGUUGUCUUUGGAUAAUGUGGAAGAGGGCAGCAGACAAAAAGAUGACAUUUGCAUUUCCCAGCAUGCCACGGGGCAGAAAGACGCCGUGAGAACAGUUUUAAAGCAAAAAGCUCAAAGCAGGCCUAUCUUUAAAGAAGUAAAAGUUCAUCUUUUGGAAGACGCGGGCACAGAAAAGGCUGCCGCUGCUCCGGAGGCCAGAGUUUCACCCAGCGGCGGUGAUUCAGCCACGACCGUGGCCGCAGCGACUGCUGCUGCUAUCGCAGCGGCAGCUCCGCUCAUCAAGGUGCAGAGUGAUUUGGAAGCAAAAGUCAAUUCUGUCACAGAACUACUUAAUAAGUUGCAGGAGACGGAUAAACACCUACAGCGGGUUACAGAGCAGCAGACGAGCGUUCAGAAGAGACACGAGGCACUGCACUGUCACGACCAUGACAAGCAGAUGAGUGUGUUUAUGGAGCACCACAUUAGGCACCUUGAAAAGCUACAGCAGCAGCAGAUGGAUAUUCAGACUCACUUUAUGAGUGCUGCGCUCAGGACCAGCAGUUUUCAGCCUGUUGGUCUGCCCUGUUGCCCUGCAGUGGGAGAAGGCCCUGGGAGAGCAGCCCCUUCUGACCUGGGGAGCAGGUGGCUGUCCUCACACAACGCACUCACUUCUAAACCAGCACCUCUAAGGGAAGUUGAAGAUUUGGAUUUUGAUAAGCAGAGAUCUCCUUUAGAGACACCGACACCUCGCAGGUUUGCUCCUGUGCCUGUUUCAAGGGAUGAUGAAAUAUCCAAGAGGGAGAAUCCUAUGGAAGAGAAAGAAAAUAUGGACAUGUUGGGUCAAAGAAAUAAAGUAAGACUGUUGGAACAAAUUUUGAAUAAUAAUGAUUCUUUGACAAGGAAAAGUGGAUCAGAUAUAACCUCACUAACUCAGUCAAAAAUGGAAUGGAAUCCUGAGAAAACAAACAGCAUUGGAACUCAUUCUUUUCAAAGAUUUCCUUCGUAUGAAGAGCAAGGAACAGCUGAAAGAACUGGGCAGAAGUCUAACAAUAUUCUUCAUGAUCUCAGCCAAAAGAAGAAAGAAACAAAUGGCAUGAUGCCGUCAAAAGAAUCUCAGGUUAUGUUGAGGCUUGCUGAUCUUCCACAAAAUUCAGCUAAAUGUCAAGCAGAUAAUCCAAGAUCCAUUUUGAAAGAUGCUGAGAAGAUUUUAAGAGGAGUCCAAAACAAUAAAAAAUUACUUGAAGAAAACUUGGAAGCUAUUAUUCGUGCGAAGGAUGGAGCCGCCGUUUACUCAUUUCUCAAUGCGUUAUCCACGGAUAGAGAGAUGUCAGAGAAGAUUAGGAUUAGGAAAACAGUAGAUGAGUGGAUUAAGGCUAUUUCUGCAGAAAUUCAGGAUGAACUGGCAAGAAAAGAUUAUGAACAAAAGAGAUUUGAUCAGAAGACUCAGAGGAACAAGAAAGUUCAGAAUACGAGUAAAGAUAUGAAAAUCAACACACAAGUCAAAACUGUAAACAAACCUGUAAUUCCAAGAAGACAUCCUCACAGACAAAUGGAGGAGCAAUGUGGAACUCUACCCAUGAGGAGCAGCCCUGCCCCCAAUCCACAGAAAAAAGAAAGAAAGGAAGGGAUUUUGAAAGCAGCCACAGUGACACGAGAUGAAGAUUAUACGCUACAAAUUUAUGGGAAACCCAUUUAUCAGGGCCAUCGCAGCACUCUUAAGAAAGGACCCUAUCUCAGAUUUAAUUCUCCAUCUCCUAAAUCCAGGCCACAACGACCAAAAGUAAUAGAACGAGUUAAAGGCACUAAAGUCAAGUCAAUAAGAACGCAGACUGACUUCUAUGCAACAAAACCUGCGAAGAUGGAUGCUAAAGUGCAGCGUUCCCUUGCCACACUGCCUCAGCUGGAGCAGCAAUAUGUGUUCAGCCCAAGCAGAGAAAUGCCUACUUUUUCAGGUGCACUGGAAGGUCAUCUGAUUCCCAUGGCAAUUCUUUUAGGACAAACGCAAAGUAAUAGUGAUUCCGUUCCACCUGCUGGAGUAAUUGUAAACAAGCCACACCCUGUCACUGUGGUUACGUCUAUUCCCCCAUCAACUCAAAGAAACGAAGCUGCAGUAAAGAAACCUAACAUAGCAGUUGUAGAAAUGAAAUCAGAAAGAAAGGACCCUCCUCAUCUUGCUGUGCAGGUGUUGCCCAGUGUGGAUAUUGACAGCAUCGCCAACAGCAGCGUGGGGCUGAGUCCCCCUGGGCCUAGUCCUGAAGAACAGUCUCCCCCACCGCAAGCCUGGAUGCAGACUCCAGAAUUAAUGAAGGUAGACGAAGAAGAGGUGACGUUUCCAGGAACUAACUUUGAAGAAGUAAUUGAUGUGAUACAGGAAGAGGAAAAAUGUGAUGAAAUUCCAGAAUGCUCUGAACCAAUACUUGAGUUUAACAGGAGUUCUAAAGUUAUUUCUACAAAAUACAAUGGUCCUCCGUUUCCACCAGUUCCUUCUUCUAUUCAGCCUACUGCUGAUAUUCUGGAUAAAGUAAUUGAAAGAAAGGAAACAUUGGAAAAUAGCUUAAUUCAGUGGGUGGAGCAAGAAAUAAUGUCAAGAAUGAUCUCUGGGCUCUGUCGAGUCCACCAGCAGGCCAGACUUGAUGUCAGUGGCUCGGUCAGUGAGGCCAGUGAGCCUCUGUCCUCAGGUGCUGUGGAAAGAACAGGCAGCGGUGUCCUCCAGCUGUUUGUCGAUGCUGGGGUUCCUGUGAGCUCGGAUAUGGUUACCCGUUUAGUGCAUGAAGCUCUGGCCGAGACCAUCGCUGUCAUGCUGGGUGACAGGGAGACGAAGGACGCGCAUCCCGCUGCUGCAGGUGUUUCCUGCGAUGCUUCACCCAGCGAAGGCCACUUGCCGGCAAGGGUAUGUACCCCAGUGGUCACUCCACAGCCCACUCCUCCUGGUCCCCUGUCACCUGCAAGAGAGUGUGUGUUGGUCAAAACGCCGGUUUCUUCUCCCUGUGACUCGGAUCAUGACGUGGCUCUCCCGGUGAAAGAGAUAUUUGCUGAAAAAGGGAAUGAUAUGCCUGCUAUCACCCUUGUUAACACUCCAACAGUCACCCCCACUACCACGCCUCCUCCAGCACCAGCUGUUACUCCAAGUUUGUCAGAGAUUUCCAUUGAUAAGGUGAAGAUGCCAAGCCCAGAGCUUCCUAAGCCAUGGGGUGACGGAGACCUGCCGUUGGAAGAAGAGAAUCCUAACUUUCAUCAAGAAGAAAGUCUUCACCCGAGAGCUAUUGUCAUGUCUGUUGCUAAAGAUGAAGAGCCUCGGAGCGUCGACGUCCCUGCUCAGCCUGCAGCGCCCGCGCCCCUCGCAGCACUUCCUUCCAACGCCAGAGCUCCUUCCUCGUCCCAGCUGCUCAGUGCGGACUCGUCAACGCUGGCGAGCACUUGGAGCCCAACCGCCACUGACACUGAAACCCUGGACCGACCCAUCUCGGAAGGAGAGAUUUUAUUUAACUGUGGUCAAAUGUUGGCUGCCCAAGUUUUAGGAGAAGCAGGGCUGUAUCUGACAAAUCUGAAUGAUAGCUUAUCCAGCACUCUGCAAGACGCCCUUGAAAUGGAAGAUGAUUGUCCUAGCGAAGGACAAGUGAUUAGGAAAUCCCAUAAAAAAUGUCAUGCCGAGGCAGUUCUUUCUCUUCUUACUAAGCAACACCAGGAGCCAGCGGUGUCACAGGAAGCAGUCGGUCAUCCAGAGGACUUGGACAGCGUGGGUGAGCUCAGUGAAGGCCAGCGGCCCGGGCUGACCGCAGUGGCAGGGAGCGUCCUGCUGGGGCGCCCUGUCCGUGCCCAGCAGCCUGUUCCUGGUGUGGAGUCCCUGGAACAGCAGUGGGAUCCUAAGCUGUUCCCUCAGGAGUUUGGCACAGUUUCAGGUGGUGUUUAUGGAGAUUCCUGUGCAAGUCAUGGUCCUAUGAGUUUGGGAGAAUUGGAGCUGCAACCAAUCUCAAACCUUGUGCUUCCCGCAACACUCUUCACUGCUCAGGAAAAUGAUGCUGAUUUACCAAAAAUAGCUGAAGAUUUUUCUCAGUACCAACAAAAGCAAGAACAGGAUGGUAAGCAAGUUGAACACAAGCCAGCACAAAGUCAUUUAAUAUGUGUAAGAAGUAGAUCUGAUACUACACUUUCACAGAAACAAGGUGAUAUGGAUCGAACACUGAUUGAACCCAGUCUGUACCUUUCAUCUGUAUUUACAGGUGGUGAAGCAGCUGAGCAGGCGUGCCGCGCCAGGAUGUCGGUGACGCUGCCCUCGGUGAAGCUGGAGGAGUGCUCCCAGUCGCCGAGCGCCAGCACGCUGCAGGGCGACUCAGAAUCCUCAGGGACAGAUACCUUCUAGGCGGAAAGCAAAUUGCAUGGUGACAGUCACACACUGAUCUUAAAGCCAUUUUACUUUGACUUAAAAUUGUCUGUCAAACUGUUUGGGUCUUUGAGUAUGUCCUGCAACAUUAUUUCUAUCUUGUUUUAAACAAAAUGCAAACUAUCAUUGGAUAAUUCAGGUGAAAUUUUUAAAUAAAACAAGCCUUUGUGAGUCUGG
Messenger RNA from Ochotona princeps (American pika), 4989 nucleotides. Its product is annotated as KIAA0586 ortholog. The record is from RefSeq and is a predicted model, not a curated record. NCBI's taxonomy places the organism in Eukaryota, Metazoa, Chordata, Mammalia, Lagomorpha, Ochotonidae. The coding region runs from base 1 to 4791 and encodes 1596 amino acids. Gene Ontology annotation, biological process: smoothened signaling pathway. Gene Ontology annotation, cellular component: centriole; ciliary basal body. The transcript is spliced from 31 exons.